This is a messenger RNA of Portunus trituberculatus (swimming crab), 1936 nucleotides long. Its product is annotated as tRNA pseudouridine synthase A-like. Gene Ontology annotation, cellular component: nucleus. The record is from RefSeq and is a predicted model, not a curated record. The transcript is spliced from 11 exons. Gene Ontology annotation, molecular function: pseudouridine synthase activity; RNA binding. Bases 525 to 1697 code for a protein of 390 amino acids. Lineage: Eukaryota; Metazoa; Arthropoda; Malacostraca; Decapoda; Portunidae. Gene Ontology annotation, biological process: tRNA pseudouridine synthesis; mRNA pseudouridine synthesis.
UAAAGAGGAAUAAAAAGUUACAACUGACAAAAAGAUCAAGAUUGAGUGCAUCAUUAUCAUUAUCAGGAGAGCGGCAUGUGUUUGUUUACCUCUGAAAAGACGAAUAUAGUCUGUGCUGCUGUACCUCCUGAGUAACUUUCUAAGUAACAACCAUCUAGAAAGCCCCUCCUCUACAGAAAAGUUCACCUACAUCAAGUCCCCAACAAAGACACACAACACUCCCGCUGGCCUAUACUGAACUGGAACACUCAUGCAGAGAUGCUGUGCUAUUCGUAUCUCAAGUCUGAUGGGCAAACUGCCAAGAUGUGGGUAUCUACCUCUUCCAAAGGAGAGAUGUCUAUUCAGGAUGGUCCCUGUGUUUACUACCAUUCAGCACAGAAAAUAUUGUACCAGGGAUUCUCAAAGAGUGUUUUAUGACCCCAAGCCUGACAUGAGUGAAGAGGAGGUGAAACACAUCAAGCUUGAGCCAGUUCCACCAGUAGUAGAGCCAAUCGCCAAGAGAUUUGCUCUGCUUCUAUCCUUCAAUGGCCAAGGGUAUUAUGGUAUGCAGAGGUGAGAUGUAUUUCAUUGCAUCAUUAAGGAACAUGACAGGUAAAACUAUAGAGGACCAUCUACUGAAGGCCAUGCUUGACACUGGUCUUAUAACACCAAGGGAAUUCAUCAUCCCUAAGAUCUUCAGUUUCCAGCGCUCCUCACGUACUGACAAGGGAGUGUCUGCUGCGAGGCUGCUGGUGUCUUGUGAUCUUAUGUGUGACAAAUUAGAAGCAUCAGAAAUAAAGAGGAAGCUCAACCAGCACCUGAAUGAUGAAAUCCGAGUGAUGGCUGUGUUCAGGACGAUAAAAACCUUCAGCGGCAAGGCUUGGUGUGAUUCCCGCACCUAUUCAUACACUUGCCCUUCCUAUGCCUUUGCUUCAUAUAGGGAGAUUAUCCGGGACAGUUACCGAUUACCAGAAGAUGGGUUGGCAGAGAUCAGAAAACUGUUUGCUGAAUAUAUUGGUAUCCAUAACUUUCACAAUUUUACAUCAGGAAUAAAACCUCACGACCAACGUGCAAGACGUCGUAUCCUAGACAUUGAAUGUAGUGAGCCAUUUGAGCAAAAUAGCCUGGAGUGGAUCACCAUCAGGAUUAAAGGAUUAAGCUUCUUGCUUCACCAGAUACGCAAAAUGGUUGCUGUGGUCAUAGCCAUCAGGCGGGGAAUGGCUUGCGAGAAUUUCAUUCCUCAGGCACUUUCAAGGGACUAUACUUUCUUACCAAUUGCCCCGGGGCUUGGCCUUGUCUUGGAAAACCAACAUUUUGACAACUAUAACAAGAAAUAUGGAUCCAAGGGUACUCAUGAGAUGCUCACCUGGGACUCUGAAGCUAAAGAGAUUGAAGAGUUUCGCCACAAGAAUAUUAUUACUCCUAUAAUGAAUGCAGAAAUGAAAGAAAGAUCGAUGCUUGAAUGGUUAAGAUUAUUUCAUGGUUACUGUACUGAUUUUGACUUCACCAUGGUGAAAGAGUCGGAAUUCGACGCAAAAAACAAGAGGCCUGAAACUAGGAGUGUUGGACUUUUUGUGUCAUUUGCAUUGCUGACAGAACAAAAGGACACAGCUAACUCUAUAGUUGAUGGAACUCACGCUUCUCACCUGGUUGAAGAGUGUUAUGACAGCCACUCAGAAGAUAAUGAGGAAACAUACAAACAUCCCAGUGAUUUGUAAGUAGUGUUACACCUGCAUGUGAUCCAGAAAGCAAAAGAUUUGUAUACUUCUGCUUUUUCGUCAUAAGUUAGGAAGCUGAAAGCUGGUGAGAUGAUGAAGGUCCAUAGGCUUUGUGAUAUUGUGUCACUUUAUGCAAGAGUGAGAGAUUGGUUGAUAUAAUCAAUCAAAAUAAAGAAAAUAAUCAGUGAGAGGAAAACUCACUAUAUAUGUACUUUACAUUAAAGAUGUAUGUAAAUAGA